CUGUAAGCCAGGUUGCAGAUAUGCACACACAAGAAAAUGCAGGGAAAUUUCCGGAAUUUUGGCGGCUUGCCAAUGAACUCAAAGCAGGUCUUUCCUGAAAGAGGGUGUGUCUGUUCCUGGUAUAUCUGUAUAAGAGGAAAGUAACUUUUACUGAGACGACAAGUCAGAGAUCACGUCUGCCCUACGAAAGACUGACGCUCCAGAACUCUUGUUGACAGACAGUAGACUUGCACACCAACACAAGAUUACAAAAAUGGCAUCAACUGCAGACAUGGAUGGGAAGGGAGAUGCACAGCACCCUGGAGCAGUGGCUGGGAUCUUCCUUGAGAGAACAAAAGAAAAGAUCUCAAUAUAUCAAGCACUGAAGAAACGCCUUCUGAAGCCAGGAACAGCUAUAGCCAUCUUAGAAGCUCAAGCUGCCACACAGGGAAUCAUAGACCCAAUCCACAACCGUAAAUUAUCAGUCAAUGAUGCUGUUAACGAGAAAUUAAUUGGGCCUGAGUUGAGAGAGAAACUUCUGGUGGCAGAGAGAGCUAUCAGUGGUUACACAGAUCCAUAUACCAACCAAACCAUCUCUGUAUUCCAAGCCAUACAAAAGGAUGUAGUUCCAAAGGACUACGGAUACAGGCUGCUUCAGGCACAGAUAAGCACCAAAUCCCUGUUUGACCCUGUUAAGAAAACACACAUAUCAGAGGAAUCAGCGAUUGAGCAGGGCUACUUUGAAAAGGGCUUGUUGUUUGGCCAAAUGGAAGAGCUCAGUGUGUUCUAUGACCCAGACUCCAGAGAAAAUCUCAACUACUCACAAUUAAUGGCAAAGUGCAUGGUAGCUCCUGACACUGGACUGCUGCUGCUCCCAAUCUGCAUUACCUUCAAGGGCCUGCGGAGGGCAGUGUCUUCCACCGAGCUUCUGGCAUCAAACAUCAUCAACAAAGAAAUGUACGAUGACUUGCAGAAAGGUAACACCACAACUCAGGAUGUGAUGCUGAUGGAGACUGUCAAGGAAUACCUGGAAGGUAAAGGAAGCAUCGCAGGUGUGGCCAUGCUCUCGUCCAAUCAAAAAAUGAGCAUUUAUCAAGCCAUGAAGAAGGGCAUCAUCAUGCCAGGAACAGCACUAAAUCUUCUCGAAGCACAGGCUGCCACUGGGUAUAUCAUUGAUCCGGUUGAAAACAAGAAGUUCAGCGUGGACGAGGCCAUCAAAAACAAAGUCAUAGGACCAGAGUAUCAUGCAAAGCUCCUAUCUGCUGAACAGGCAGUAACAGGAUACAAGGACCCCUACUCAGGUGAGACCAUAUCACUGUUUCAAGCACUGUCAAAGGACCUCAUUGUGAAGGAGCAUGGAAUUCGCUUACUUGAGGCCCAGAUUGCAACAGGGGGGAUAAUCGACCCUAUCAACAGUCACAGGCUUCCUGUGGACAUGGCCUAUAAGCGCGGCUUGUUUGAUGAAAACAUGAACGCAAUACUUGAAAACUCAGGUGAUGACACCAAAGGGUUUUUUGAUCCAAACACAAAGGAAAACCUGACCUACCUGCAACUUACAGAGCGUUGUGUCAUUGACCCUGCCACUGGUUUCUGCCUACUCCCUCUCUUGGAAAAAUCCAAAGGGCUGAAUCAUAACUUCAUUGACUAUCAAAGUAAAUUAUCUCUCAAAGAAGUGAAGGUGAAAGUGACAUGUGGAAAGUACAUGGGCAUGACUGUCUCUCUAUGGGAGCUGCUGAUGUCAGAAUACUUUGAAGAGCAUCAAAGGCAAGACAUUAUCCAGCAGUACAAACAGGGACAUCUGACAAUCCACACUAUCACUAAAAAGGUUCUUGUGGUCAUAGAGCACUCAGUAAACACAACCAAGGUCAUCUUUGAAGGCAUCAGGGAACCUGUCACAGCAGAGCAGCUAGUGGAAGCAGACAUCAUCAGUAAGAAGGACCUGGAGGACCUCACGAAGGGGAAGAAGACCGUGAAAGAAGUCACAGAUGAUGAAAAUGUGACCAUGUAUCUGAAAGGCAAAGACAGUAUCGCUGGUGUUCUGCUUCCUGACUCUCAGAUCAUGAACAUCUACCAAGCCAGACAGAAGGGCAAACUCAUGCCAGGCACAGCACUGAUUCUUCUAGAAGCUCAGGCAGCAACAGGAUUCAUCAUUGAUCCCAUCAGCAACAGAAGGCUCUCCGUAGAUGAGGCUGUGAAGGCCAAAACUGUGGGAGCUGACCUACAUGAGAAGCUGCGCUCAGCGGAGAAGGCAGUGACAGGAUACACAGAUCCAUACACUGGAAAAAAGAUAUCUCUGUUCCAAGCCAUGCAGAAAGACCUCAUUUUAAAAGACCAUGGAAUUCGUCUUCUUGAGGCACAAAUUGCCACUGGAGGCAUCAUCGACCCCGUUAACAGCCAUCGUAUUCCAGUCCAUGUAGCCUACAGUAAGGGAUAUUUUGAUGAAGAAAUGAAUGAGAUUCUUGCUGAUCCCAGUGAUGACACUAAAGGAUUCUUUGACCCCAACACUCAUGAGAACCUCACAUACCUGCAGCUUCUGGCGAGGUGCGUCACAGAUCCGAGCACAGGCAAGUGUCUCUUGCCCCUCAUUAGCAAAAGUAACAGAUUCACCGUACAGGAUCACAUCAAAGAAACACUGAAAGCCAAAACUCUCACCGUGAAGUUUGGCAGAUUCAGCGGAAAGAAUGCAACACUUUGGGAUCUCAUGAACUCUGAGUAUCUAAGUGAGGAGAAGAGGCAAGAGUUGUUCAAGCUCUACAAGUCAAGGAAGAUCACAGUCGAGCAAAUCAUUACCAUCACCUUGGAAAUUAUUGAAAACAAGGAGAUUGCUCGUCAAGCAAAGUUCAAUUUCACUGGACUCAGGGGAAAUGUCUCAAUUGCUGAUCUUCAGAAGUUAGGAAUUGUGGAUGAAAAAACAUACAAUAGCCUGAUAAAGGAAAUUCUGACAAAGGCUGACGUGAUGAAGAUGGAAAAUGUAAUAAAAUACUUGCAAGGAACAAGUUGUGUUGCAGGAGUAAUUCUCCAGCCCAGCAAUCAAAAACUGAGUAUCUAUGAGGCCAAGAAAAGGGGCAUUCUAACUCCUGGUACUGCCUUGUCUCUUUUGGAAGCCCAGGCUGCCACAGGGUACAUCAUUGAUCCUCUGCAAAACCAGCAACUGACAGUGGAGCAGGCCCUCAAUAAGCAGGUGUUCGGUCCAGAAUUGUAUGAGAAGCUUUUAUCAGCAGAAAAGGCAGUGACUGGUUACGUGGACCCGUACACUGGCAACAAGAUAUCCAUCUUCCAAGCAAUGAAAAAAGACCUGAUUCUCAAGCAGCAUGGAAUCCGUUUACUUGAGGCCCAGCUUGCCACAGGUGGCAUCAUUGACCCAGUGACAUGUCUUCACUUGCCCCUUGAAGUUGCAUACAGAAAAGGAUACUUUGAUGCAGAGCUAAAUAUGAUUCUGGCAGAUACAAGUGAUGACACCAAGGGCUUUUUUUACCCAGUAACACAAGAAAACCUGACAUACAUGGACAUGUUGGGGCGGUGCAUUCAGGAUUCAGAAACAGGACUUUUUCUCCUGAAACUGACAGACAAAACAACAUCUCAGAAGAAAACUGUGAAGAUGUACUCAGACGCAGAAAUAAAAAAGGAGCUUGAAAAGACAACAGUUAGCGUAUCAGUGGGUCGUUACUCAGGUCAGUCAGUCAACCUAUGGGACUUGAUUCAAUCUAAAUACUUCACAGAUGAUCAAAGACUUCAGUUCAUUGAAAAAUACAGAACAGGGAAAAUCACCACACUAGAAAUGACCACUCUGGUAAUGUCUACCAUCACAACACUGGAAAAGAAUCAAACUCAAAAAACAACAAUGGGUCUGAGAAAGCCUGUGUCUGCACAACAACUACUGGAUGCAAAAAUCAUUAAAAAGGAUGUUUUCAUUAGUCUGAAGGAAGGAAAAAUAACUCUUGAAGAGGUUAUCAAACAGGAAUCUGUGAGUAAGUUCUUGCAGGGUACAGGCAGUAUUGCUGGUGUCCUGAUUUAUCCAUCCAAAAAAGUACUGAGCAUAUAUGAGGCCUCUAAACAGAACUUGUUGGCUCCUGGUACUGCCCUGGUACUCCUCGAGGCUCAAGCUGCAACAGGGUUUGUUAUCGAUCCAGUCAAAAACAAACUCUACUCUGCUGAUGAUGCAGCUAAAGAAAACAUUGUUGGACCUGAGAUCCACGCACAUCUACUCUCAGCUGAGCGGGCUGUCACUGGUUACAUAGAUCCAUUCACAGAUUCAACAAUAUCCUUGUUUGAAGCGAUGCACAGAGACUUGGUUGUGAAAGGACAUGGAGUUCGUCUGCUUGAAGCCCAAAUAGCGACAGGAGGAAUAAUUGACCCAAUUUACAGCCUCAGAAUUCCAAUCCAUGUUGCUAAAACAAGAGGCUAUCUGGAUGAAGAAACAAGCCAAACACUGUCCAACCCCAAUGAUGACACCAAAGGAUUCUUUGACCCAAACACAAAGGAAAAUCUAACAUACCACGACUUGAAACAGAGGUGUGAAAAGGAUCCUCACACAGGGCUUCUUCUUCUGCCGCUGUAUGGAGAAGGUCAGACCUUCCACACAGAUCAGAAAACAGAGAUGAAGUUCAAAGAGAAAUCCGUGACCACGAAGGCUGGGAAAUUCAAAGGCAAAACUGUUACUCUGUGGGAGGUUUUACUGUCUGAAUAUAUUUCAAAACAAAAAAGAGAGCAGCUAAUACAACAAUACAACACAAAAGCACUAACAAUAGAAGAAAUAACUGAGAUAUUAACUUCAAUUAUAGAAGAGAUGACAUCCAAAGAAAAGAAGUUCAAAGGAUUGAGAAAGCAAGUAUCAGCAAGUGAACUUUAUGAAUCAAAAAUCAUCUCCAAAGAGGUCUUCAAACAGAUUAUCACAGGUGAAAUAACCAGAGAAGCUGUUGAUGAAAUGGAAACAAUCCAAAAGUACCUAGGGGCAACAAACUGCAUUGCAGGGGUGUAUAUUCAGUCAACCAAGCAGACCAUGAGCAUCUACGAGGCCAAGACCAAAGGUCUCCUGACCCCCGGUACCUCUCUGGUUCUUCUGGAGGCCCAGGCCGCCACCGGGUUCGUCAUCGACCCGGUGGAGAACCGGAAGCUCUCAGUGGAGGAGGCCGCUGCUCAGGGUGUGGUGGGGAACGAGUGGAAGAGCAAACUGCUGUCGGCAGAAAGGGCAGUGACCGGAUACAAAGAUCCCUACACGGGAAACACCAUCUCCUUGUUCCAGGCCUUGAAAAAGGACCUGAUCGUCAAGGACCACGGCAUCCGCCUCCUGGAGGCCCAGAUUGCCACUGGGGGCAUCAUCGAUCCAGUCCAUAGCCAUCGGGUGCCUGUAGAGGUGGCCUACCAGAGAGGAUACUUUGAUGAGGAAAUGAACGAGAUCCUGUCUGACCCUGACGACGACACCAAGGGCUUCUUUGACCCCAACACCCAAGAGAAUCUCACAUACCUACAGUUAGUGGACAGGUGUGUGAGAGAUCCCAGCACAGGCCUCAGCUUGCUGGUCAUCGUCAAGAAGGGAGAGGUUUACUUCUUCAUCGACGAGCAAACCAAGCUCAUCUUCAAAUCCACAACAACGACCAAAGCAGGGGGGAAGUUCCAAGGCCAGACUGUGUCUCUGUGGGAUCAACUCUACUCCAAAUACAUCACUGAGGAGAAGAGGAGAGAACUGGUGCAGCAGUACAAGGCAGGGACAAUCACUAUCGAACGCUUCAUGGAGAUGAUAAUAACCAUCAUUCAACAGCAAACAUCCACCACCUCCACCACAAUCACCACAACAACCACACAGACAUCUGAGAACAAGAGCUUCCACGGAAUCAGGAAGGACGUCACGGCGGACCAACUGCGCGUCUCUAAAAUCAUCGACGAGAAAAUCUACAACGACCUCAGUGCUGGUAAGGUCACAGUGAGCGAGGUGAGCGAGAUGGACUCGGUGCGCCAGUACUUGAAGGGCACCAACAGCAUUGCAGGGGUGUACGUUCAGUCCACUAAGCAGACCAUGAGCAUCUACGAGGCCAAGACCAAAGGUCUCCUGACCCCCGGUACCUCUCUGGUUCUUCUGGAAGCCCAGGCCGCCACCGGGUUCAUCAUCGACCCAGUGAAGAACAGGAAGCUCUCAGUGGAGGAGGCCGCUGCUCAGGGUGUGGUGGGGAACGAGUGGAAGAGCAAACUGCUGUCGGCAGAAAGGGCAGUGACCGGAUACAAAGAUCCCUACACUGAAAACACCAUCUCCUUGUUCCAGGCCCUGAAAAAGGACCUGAUCGUCAAGGACCACGGCAUCCGCCUCCUGGAGGCCCAGAUUGCCACUGGGGGCAUCAUCGAUCCAGUCCAUAGCCAUCGGGUGCCUGUAGAGGUGGCCUACCAGAGAGGAUACUUUGAUGAGGAAAUGAACGAGAUCCUGUCUGACCCUGACGACGACACCAAGGGCUUCUUUGACCCCAACACCCAAGAGAAUCUCACAUACCUACAGUUAGUGGACAGGUGUGUGAGAGAUCCCAGCACAGGCCUCAGCUUGCUGGUCAUCGUCAAGAAGGGAGAGGUUUACUUCUUCAUCGACGAGCAAACCAAGCUCAUCUUCAAAUCCACAACAACGACCAAAGCAGGGGGGAAGUUCCAAGGCCAGACUGUGUCUCUGUGGGAUCAACUCUACUCCAAAUACAUCACUGAGGAGAAGAGGAGAGAACUGGUGCAGCAGUACAAGGCAGGGACAAUCACUAUCGAACGCUUCAUGGAGAUGAUAAUAACCAUCAUUCAACAGCAAACAUCCACCACCUCCACCACAAUCACCACAACAACCACACAGACAUCUGAGAACAAGAGCUUCCACGGAAUCAGGAAGGACGUCACGGCGGACCAACUGCGCGUCUCUAAAAUCAUCGACGAGAAAAUCUACAACGACCUCAGUGCUGGUAAGGUCACAGUGAGCGAGGUGAGCGAGAUGGACUCGGUGCGCCAGUACUUGAAGGGCACCAACAGCAUUGCAGGGGUGUACGUUCAGUCCACUAAGCAGACCAUGAGCAUCUACGAGGCCAAGACCAAAGGUCUCCUGACCCCCGGUACCUCUCUGGUUCUUCUGGAAGCCCAGGCCGCCACCGGGUUCAUCAUCGACCCAGUGAAGAACAGGAAGCUCUCAGUGGAGGAGGCCGCUGCUCAGGGUGUGGUGGGGAACGAGUGGAAGAGCAAACUGCUGUCGGCAGAAAGGGCAGUGACCGGAUACAAAGAUCCCUACACGGAAAACACCAUCUCCUUGUUCCAGGCCCUGAAAAAGGACCUGAUCGUCAAGGACCACGGCAUCCGCCUCCUGGAGGCCCAGAUUGCCACUGGGGGCAUCAUCGAUCCAGUCCAUAGCCAUCGGGUGCCUGUAGAGGUGGCCUACCAGAGAGGAUACUUUGAUGAGGAAAUGAACGAGAUCCUGUCUGACCCUGACGACGACACCAAGGGCUUCUUUGACCCCAACACCCAAGAGAAUCUCACAUACCUACAGUUAGUGGACAGGUGUGUGAGAGAUCCCAGCACAGGCCUCAGCUUGCUGGUCAUCGUCAAGAAGGGAGAGGUUUACUUCUUCAUCGACGAGCAAACCAAGCUCAUCUUCAAAUCCACAACAACGACCAAAGCAGGGGGGAAGUUCCAAGGCCAGACUGUGUCUCUGUGGGAUCAACUCUACUCCAAAUACAUCACUGAGGAGAAGAGGAGAGAACUGGUGCAGCAGUACAAGGCAGGGACAAUCACUAUCGAACGCUUCAUGGAGAUGAUAAUAACCAUCAUUCAACAGCAAACAUCCACCGCCUCCACCACAAUCACCACAACAACCACACAGACAUCUGAGAACAAGAGCUUCCACGGAAUCAGGAAGGACGUCACGGCGGACCAACUGCGCGUCUCUAAAAUCAUCGACGAGAAAAUCUACAACGACCUCAGUGCUGGUAAGGUCACAGUGAGCGAGGUGAGCGAGAUGGACUCGGUGCGCCAGUACUUGAAGGGCACCAACAGCAUUGCAGGGGUGUACGUUCAGUCCACUAAGCAGACCAUGAGCAUCUACGAGGCCAAGACCAAAGGUCUCCUGACCCCCGGUACCUCUCUGGUUCUUCUGGAAGCCCAGGCCGCCACCGGGUUCAUCAUCGACCCAGUGAAGAACAGGAAGCUCUCAGUGGAGGAGGCCGCUGCUCAGGGUGUGGUGGGGAACGAGUGGAAGAGCAAACUGCUGUCGGCAGAAAGGGCAGUGACCGGAUACAAAGAUCCCUACACGGAAAACACCAUCUCCUUGUUCCAGGCCCUGAAAAAGGACCUGAUCGUCAAGGACCACGGCAUCCGCCUCCUGGAGGCCCAGAUUGCCACUGGGGGCAUCAUCGAUCCAGUCCAUAGCCAUCGGGUGCCUGUAGAGGUGGCCUACCAGAGAGGAUACUUUGAUAAGGAAAUGAACGAGAUCCUGUCUGACCCUGACGACGACACCAAGGGCUUCUUUGACCCCAACACCCAAGAGAAUCUCACAUACCUACAGUUAGUGGACAGGUGUGUGAGAGAUCCCAGCACAGGCCUCAGCUUGCUGGUCAUCGUCAAGAAGGGAGAGGUUUACUUCUUCAUCGACGAGCAAACCAAGCUCAUCUUCAAAUCCACAACAACGACCAAAGCAGGGGGGAAGUUCCAAGGCCAGACUGUGUCUCUGUGGGAUCAACUCUACUCCAAAUACAUCACUGAGGAGAAGAGGAGAGAACUGGUGCAGCAGUACAAGGCAGGGACAAUCACUAUCGAACGCUUCAUGGAGAUGAUAAUAACCAUCAUUCAACAGCAAACAUCCACCACCUCCACCACAAUCACCACAACAACCACACAGACAUCUGAGAACAAGAGCUUCCACGGAAUCAGGAAGGACGUCACGGCGGACCAACUGCGCGUCUCUAAAAUCAUCGACGAGAAAAUCUACAACGACCUCAGUGCUGGUAAGGUCACAGUGAGCGAGGUGAGCGAGAUGGACUCGGUGCGCCAGUACUUGAAGGGCACCAACAGCAUUGCAGGGGUGUACGUUCAGUCCACUAAGCAGACCAUGAGCAUCUACGAGGCCAAGACCAAAGGUCUCCUGACCCCCGGUACCUCUCUGGUUCUUCUGGAAGCCCAGGCCGCCACCGGGUUCAUCAUCGACCCAGUGAAGAACAGGAAGCUCUCAGUGGAGGAGGCCGCUGCUCAGGGUGUGGUGGGGAACGAGUGGAAGAGCAAACUGCUGUCGGCAGAAAGGGCAGUGACCGGAUACAAAGAUCCCUACACGGAAAACACCAUCUCCUUGUUCCAGGCCCUGAAAAAGGACCUGAUCGUCAAGGACCACGGCAUCCGCCUCCUGGAGGCCCAGAUUGCCACUGGGGGCAUCAUCGAUCCAGUCCAUAGCCAUCGGGUGCCUGUAGAGGUGGCCUACCAGAGAGGAUACUUUGAUGAGGAAAUGAACGAGAUCCUGUCUGACCCUGACGACGACACCAAGGGCUUCUUUGACCCCAACACCCAAGAGAAUCUCACAUACCUACAGUUAGUGGACAGGUGUGUGAGAGAUCCCAGCACAGGCCUCAGCUUGCUGGUCAUCGUCAAGAAGGGAGAGGUUUACUUCUUCAUCGACGAGCAAACCAAGCUCAUCUUCAAAUCCACAACAACGACCAAAGCAGGGGGGAAGUUCCAAGGCCAGACUGUGUCUCUGUGGGAUCAACUCUACUCCAAAUACAUCACUGAGGAGAAGAGGAGAGAACUGGUGCAGCAGUACAAGGCAGGGACAAUCACUAUCGAACGCUUCAUGGAGAUGAUAAUAACCAUCAUUCAACAGCAAACAUCCACCGCCUCCACCACAAUCACCACAACAACCACACAGACAUCUGAGAACAAGAGCUUCCACGGAAUCAGGAAGGACGUCACGGCGGACCAACUGCGCGUCUCUAAAAUCAUCGACGAGAAAAUCUACAACGACCUCAGUGCUGGUAAGGUCACAGUGAGCGAGGUGAGCGAGAUGGACUCGGUGCGCCAGUACUUGAAGGGCACCAACAGCAUUGCAGGGGUGUACGUUCAGUCCACUAAGCAGACCAUGAGCAUCUACGAGGCCAAGACCAAAGGUCUCCUGACCCCCGGUACCUCUCUGGUUCUUCUGGAAGCCCAGGCCGCCACCGGGUUCAUCAUCGACCCAGUGAAGAACAGGAAGCUCUCAGUGGAGGAGGCCGCUGCUCAGGGUGUGGUGGGGAACGAGUGGAAGAGCAAACUGCUGUCGGCAGAAAGGGCAGUGACCGGAUACAAAGAUCCCUACACGGAAAACACCAUCUCCUUGUUCCAGGCCCUGAAAAAGGACCUGAUCGUCAAGGACCACGGCAUCCGCCUCCUGGAGGCCCAGAUUGCCACUGGGGGCAUCAUCGAUCCAGUCCAUAGCCAUCGGGUGCCUGUAGAGGUGGCCUACCAGAGAGGAUACUUUGAUGAGGAAAUGAACGAGAUCCUGUCUGACCCUGACGACGACACCAAGGGCUUCUUUGACCCCAACACCCAAGAGAAUCUCACAUACCUACAGUUAGUGGACAGGUGUGUGAGAGAUCCCAGCACAGGCCUCAGCUUGCUCUCUCUAAAGAAAUAAGCAACCAGCCAACAACACUAAUUACCCUGUUUACUAUGAUAAUUAAUUUCUACAAAUGUUUAUAUAUAUAAAUGGAUUAUUUCCCUUUGACAUAUAUGGUAAAAAAAUUGUUAGAGCUUAAUGUUUAAAGGUUUCUUUAAAGAAACUACCCCCCACAUUGACUAGAUAUUUUGGUGAAACCAAAUAUGUUACCAUUAACAUAAUGAUGAUCAUAUAUUUAUUUUUAAUCUACCUGACCUUUUUGAAAUAUUUCUCCUGUCAACAAGUGAGGGUAAGACAAAAUACACCUCUACGACAGACUCACCAAAUCACCCGUUCACCACGCUUGUUCUACAACUAUAAUGGACUGUCAACAUUUGCUAACCUGUUAGGGCAUAUCAUCUACAUUAGCCCUUAUAAAGUGGUCUCUCUGCUUAGCCCAAAUAUAUUACAUUAGAACUGUAUUGUAUAUUAACAACUCAAUGCAGUCACUGCCUAGAUCAUGAGUAAACUGUAUUUUACACUGUUUUUAAAUUUGUCAAUAAAAAAUGCAACAUCUGAA
Hypomesus transpacificus is the source of this 11123-nucleotide messenger RNA. RefSeq names its product epiplakin 1 (gene eppk1). Bases 254 to 10582 code for a protein of 3442 amino acids. Lineage: Eukaryota; Metazoa; Chordata; Actinopteri; Osmeriformes; Osmeridae. Gene Ontology annotation, biological process: wound healing; hemidesmosome assembly; intermediate filament bundle assembly. The record is from RefSeq and is a predicted model, not a curated record. Gene Ontology annotation, molecular function: cadherin binding; structural constituent of cytoskeleton; keratin filament binding. Gene Ontology annotation, cellular component: perinuclear region of cytoplasm; keratin filament; cytoskeleton. The transcript is spliced from 2 exons.